AUGUUACUCUUCUCGAUCUUACUCGGGGUUGCUUCGGUCGCACAAGUCUCGGCAAACACAGACACCGAGCGAGCAGUGCGGCGCAAUGCGGCCAUCCAGGGCGUUCGGAAGAUGAGUGAUGACGAGGGAGAGAAGUUCUUCAUGGACUAUUGGACCUACAAUGAUGAGAGCAUUGUUGCGAACACGACCGAAUCUGCGGACAGCCACCGCAACACCGAGAUCGAUCGACGUAUCAUCCUACCUCGAUCAUACCCUUUCAACGCGCCGUUUGCACCUGGUCUUGAGCGACUCUCUGGUCUUCGUCUCUCGCCGCUCGUCCGGAAGGACUUUGAGUGUCCUACGGGGACUUAUGGAUGUACAUCUAUCGAUCGACCUGAUAACUGCUGCCGGACGGAGGAGACUUGCGUGGUUGUUGACUCCGGGGGUGUAGGGUGUUGUCCUGCUGGCCAGGACUGCUCGGGGACAAUUGGGUCGUGCUGGGAGGGAUACACGAGCUGUCCGUCGUCGCUCGGAGGUGGUUGUUGUAUUCCGGGCUAUGAUUGCGUUGAUGGUGGAUGUGCCCACAUCGUCACGAUAACGAUCACCACACACUCGACAACGUUGACGACGACAUCAAUUGAGACAGUGCCCACCGUAACAUCGACAUCUAGUACUGCCACCGCGACUAGUGACACGACUAGCGACACAAGCAGCGAAACGAGCAGCGUCACGACAUCGUCGACAUCAACGGAUUUGUCUCCUCCUGACCGUCCCACCAGUUUGUCUACCAGCACAACAUCAACCACUGAAUCGUCCUGCCCGACGGGAUUUUACGCUUGCGCCGCUGUUUACCAGGGCGGUUGUUGCCGGACGGGUCGCGACUGCGACACGACGUCCUGUCCAACCAUACCGUCCACGACAAUAGUGUCCAACGACCAGACCAUUGUGAUUCCAGAGGCGACGACGACAGCGGCGAGCAGUGGUGGAGGAUCAGGGGGUAGUUCGAGCGGAUGUGCCAGUGGGUGGUUCAGUUGUGCCGACACUGUAGGUGGAGGGUGCUGCCCUUCAGGAUACGCGUGUGGAGAAGAAAGCUGUACAGCCGUACCAGCAGCGUCAACCUCGGGGACUGUCGCGAAAGAGGACCCAGCAGCGCCCUCAAACAAUGGAGAAAAGGCAAAGAUCCAUUGGAAGAUGAUGAUGUAUACUACGCUUGGGAUGAUCUGGACGAUGUUAUGA
This is a messenger RNA of Aspergillus calidoustus, 1215 nucleotides long. Lineage: Eukaryota; Fungi; Ascomycota; Eurotiomycetes; Eurotiales; Aspergillaceae. The record is from the annotation of a GenBank genome assembly.